Messenger RNA from Clupea harengus (Atlantic herring), 593 nucleotides. RefSeq names its product urotensin 2, beta (gene uts2b). Gene Ontology annotation, biological process: blood vessel diameter maintenance; regulation of blood pressure. Bases 1 to 411 code for a protein of 136 amino acids. Gene Ontology annotation, cellular component: extracellular region. The transcript has 4 exons. The record is from RefSeq and is a predicted model, not a curated record. NCBI's taxonomy places the organism in Eukaryota, Metazoa, Chordata, Actinopteri, Clupeiformes, Clupeidae. Gene Ontology annotation, molecular function: hormone activity.
AUGCUGUGGAGAGCGCUCGUCUGCUGCCUCGUGAUUCUGGCCACCACGAAGUCUCUGCUGGCCCAUCCACUCACACACCUGGUGGAGAUGUCCUACGCCGGACCAGUUAAAAAAAUACUUCUCGUUCUCUACAUCACUGCAGAGUCUGUAGAGGAGGACCGAGACAAACUGGACCUGGCUGACAGUGCAUACCUGUCCCAAGAGACUCCUGGCUUUGGCUAUCCCUCACUGUUCACUGGGGAGAUGAACAGAGAUGGCCUUCAGACAGCAGGAUUCAGCCCCGGACAGGCUGUUAAAGAGCUCAUGUUGGAGAAGCCAGUGUUGAAUCCACUGAGCCGCUUCUUUGGAAGCAGAAGACUGUAUAGGAAACGGGGGACGAACACGGAAUGUUUCUGGAAGUACUGUGUCUGACCAGACACACUGGCAUGGAGCGAGGGAGAAACACUCAAAAAUAGAAUCAAUGCAUUAAUACAUAGAUAGAUAGAUAGGUAGAUAAAUAUAUAGAUAGAAAGAUAGGUAGAUAGAUAGAUGGAUAGAUAGGUAGAUAGAUAGGUAGAUAUACAGAUAGAUAGAUAGAUAGAUAGAUAGAUAGG